Molecule: messenger RNA, 1281 nt
Organism: Trifolium pratense (red clover)
Lineage: Eukaryota; Viridiplantae; Streptophyta; Magnoliopsida; Fabales; Fabaceae
Product: probable serine/threonine-protein kinase DDB_G0281745
Exons: 5
Coding region: 1-1281 (426 amino acids)
Source: RefSeq, a predicted model, not a curated record
AUGAGAUUUGUAAGACCCGGAGAUCUUCAAGUAGCAGCCAACAAUAAACGCUUGCGUUCUCAUGAUAUACCAAAACCACCUCCACCGGUGAUAAUACCAUCAUCAUCAGCUUCACAAGAUGCACCACCAUCAUCACCUACACAUGAUGCAACAUCACAUAGGUUAACCAAAAAAGGAAGACCUAAACGUUCUCAACCUCCACAUUUCCAAUUUCAACCUCAACAUCAACAUCAACCAUCUCCACCUUCAUCUCCACCUCAACACCAACCAUCUCCAACUCAACCUCAACAUCAACCAUUUCCACCUCCAUCUCCACCUCAACAUCAACUAUCUACAACUCCACCUCAACACCAACCACCUCCACCUCCACCUCAACACCAACCACCUCAACAUCAACUAUCUACAACUCCACCUCAACACCAACCACCUCCACCUCCACCUCAACACCAACCACCUCAACAUCAACCAUCUCCAACUCAACCACAACAUCAAUCAUCAGAACCGGAACAUGAAGUUGUACUUGAACGUCUAUCUCAACCACGACAACCUCUACCUCCACCACCUCCACGUAAUCAUGCACAUUGGAUUGUGGAUGUUAUUGAUGAUGAUGGUAAUGUUAGACAAAAAAGUGUAGAAGUGAACGACUUAAUCCCGAACAAAGUGGGAUUUAAGGUGCAAACAAUCUGGAAUGAUGACCAUCAGCCCAUAGGAGAGGCAGGUGGACUGUUAUCAGGAUAUAUUGGCUUUCUUGCUAGUAGUGAUGAAUUGCUUCCUAUAAUGUAUCCAAAAUGGCCCAAAGUUCCGUUGGCAAAGAAAGACUUAAUUUAUGAUAACAACAUAAAGGCUAAAUUUGUUGUAAGUGAUACAAACAAGUUUCAUAAGAAGUGGAUUUAUACAAGCUUGGGAAAGAGGUGGAGGGAACGUCGGUGCUUUCUAUUCAAUAAGUAUUAUGAUUGGGCUCUUACUGUUGAACAAAACAUAGAGCAAUUUCCACCUGAAGUUACAAAAGAUCAUUGGGCCUUGUAUUUGAAUUAUAGAUUGUCUCCGGAUACUAUGGCGAAAGCAGACAAAAAUGCUCUAAAUCGCCAAAAGCAACGUAUUCCCCAUACGUUAGGCACAAGGUCACUAGCAAGAACACGAGAUAUUAUGGAACAAAGAGAUGGACGGUCUUACAGUAGAGGAGACAUGUAUGAAAUCUCUCACACGAAGAGGAACGGAUCAUAUGUUAAUGAUGAGGCUCGACAAAAAAUUGUAAAAAAUUGUAUUAUAUAUGUUUACUGA